AUGUCUUCCAAGGCCGUGAAUCGUCCUACCGACACCAAGCAGAAGGAGAAGGAUAUCAACCAGAAGCUCCAGCUGUUUGGUAUCUAUCAUGCUUUCAAGAACAGCAAGCUCCCGUCGAACAAGCAGUGUGAUGUCGCCCUGAACACCGCCUUGAACUCCAAGGUCCUCACUUCGCCGCCGUCAGAGCUUUCCAGCGAGGGCAAGGUCCUCGUGCAGGAUCUGCGCAAUGUGAUUGAGCAGGCCAAGAAGAUGCUCCUGACCAAGAACCAGGGCGAGCUUCUCCAGGACUUCAUCUGGCAGGCCCAGCAGAUCACCGCCGAUGAUGCCAAGGCUCCCAAUGUUCCUAUCUCCAAGGAGAACAGCAAGCAGGAUGCCAACAAGGCUCUCGAAGGUCUCAAGACCCUAGGCACUCUGCUGAUUACCAACGGCGAGUUCAGAAAGAUCUUGAGCGAUGCUACCGUCCUUAUGAAGGACAUCGCCGCCGACGCGUCCCAGAAGGCGGCCAACCAAGUUCGCCCGUCUGAGGAGCAGCUCGCGCAGAUCGAUACCCCUGCCGAGGAGAACACCUGGCACGAGAAGCCCAACAUCAACAAGGAUGACCUCAAGUCCAAGUUCAAGAAGAGCGAUAAGUCGAGCGUCGCCAGUCCCUCCAUUGAUGAGACUACGGCCACUACGGCCACUACGGCCACUGCCGACGAUGCGUCGCUCACCCCGUCGGAGCAGAGCCGCCGUAAGAAGUACGCCAACCAGACCAAGGAGUACCUCCAGGAAAAAAUUCCCAAAGAGCGUCGCGAGCAGACCAUCUGGCGUCUGAAGAAGAUGGUCAUUGAGGUCCAGGGCCACGCUGACUACCAGCAAGCCAUUGAGACCCUUCUGGACAUGGCCGAGAAGUAUGCCGGCCACACUAAGAAUGUUGCUGGCCAAAGUGGCUCUGCUGCCAAGGACGUCCGCUCCACUGACAGCGUGCAGGCUGUCGAGAACGACCUGCGCACUCUCAUUGAACGCUUCGCCAACAACACUUCCCUGUCUGAAUUCUUCGAGUCCCUGAACAAGAUCUACCGCGAUGCUGACCAGGACCCCGAGCUGCGUGGCUGGUUCUCGAACAUCGACACCUUCAUCCGCAGGGCCCUCCGCGAGCAGGGCUUCAUCAUGGAGGAAGAGUGCAACCGACAGUGGGACGAGCUCUACGACAAGGGUCGCUACCUUGCCCGUGAGCGCUAUCGCGCCCACACCGACAACAUCGUUGACCAGAUUAAGUUCCUGGCCGAUCAGUUUGAGAAGGACCCCCAGAACAAGGCUCUCGCCGACUCCGUCCAGAAGCUGUUCCUCGACCUCGGCCGCGACUCCGGUGGCAAGGUCGUCUUCAAGAAGCAUUUGCUCAAAGAUGUCCGCGACAUCAUCCUGCCCGGCAUCUUCGAGAACGUCCGCUACGUUCCCAUUCCUCGUAUUGAGGUGUCGGACCCCAUGGUUGAUGUCGUCAUUGAGAACCUUACCGUCGAGAGUGACAACCUGAUGCCCAACGUUGUUGAAUUUGGCAGUGACAACUACUUCCGCUGGGGCCGCAAGAAGAUCUCCAACAAGCGUGACAACAAGAUCAUGAUCGCCGCGUCCGGCAUCCAGGCCGACCUUCGUGAUGUCAGCUACUACAUCAAGAAGAAGCAGGGCUUCCCCACUCUCACCGACACUGGUAUCAUGGAUAUCUUCCUUGGCGGUGAGGGCUUCAGCUUCAAGAUUGCCGCCUCUACUGCCGACAAGAACGACAAGCAGCACUUUGUCAAGCUGGACAAGGUUUCCGUGAACAUCAAGAACAUGAACAUCAAGCUCCGUAAGUCCAACCACAAGGCCCUCUUCGCCACCUUCAAACCCAUGCUCUUCCGCGUGAUGCGACCUGCUCUCGAGAAGGUUAUCGAGGGCCAAAUCCGCAAUGCCUUCGAGGAGGGUGACGCCUACGCGUACGACAUCCACGCUGAGGCCACCAAGGCUCAGGAGGCUGCUCGUGAGGAUCCCGAGAACGCUCCCAGCAUCUUCUCGCGCUACGCCGAUGCCAUGCGCGCCCGCUCCCAGGCCAAGGCCAAGAAGGUCGAGGCCGCCGUCAAGCGCGAUACCAAGGUCCAGACCGUCAUGACUCUGCACGACUCGAUGUUCCCCGACAUCAAGCUGCCCGGCGGCGUCUCCACCAAGUCCACGGAGUACGUCGAGCUUGCCAACAAGGGCGAGCGCUGGGAGUCUCCCAUCUUCAGCAUCGGCGAUGCUAAGGAGUCCUCCGAAAUCCCUAGCGCGGGCACUGUUACCCGCAAGGCCCCUGCCCCUACCACCGAGGGUCUUGCCGGUGCCUCCGGCCCCACCGCGACCACCGGCGCGACCACCGGCAUGACCACCGGCGCGACCCCCGGCAUGACCACUGGCGUGACCCCCGGCAUGACCACCGGCGCGACCCCCGGCAUGACUACUGGCGCGACCACCGGCACCAACGGCUUCUCGCACGAGGUUGACCAGGCUUUCGUCAACGACAAGACCAAGAAUCUUAGCGCUGGUGUCACUAACGGUGCGCAGGCCGUCACCAACGGCUCCACCGUUGCUUAA
Penicillium cinerascens is the source of this 2583-nucleotide messenger RNA. RefSeq lists its product as uncharacterized. Lineage: Eukaryota; Fungi; Ascomycota; Eurotiomycetes; Eurotiales; Aspergillaceae. The record is from RefSeq and is a predicted model, not a curated record. Gene Ontology annotation, molecular function: lipid binding. Bases 1 to 2583 code for a protein of 860 amino acids. The transcript has 5 exons.